Lolium perenne is the source of this 1774-nucleotide messenger RNA. Its product is annotated as peroxidase 46. Gene Ontology annotation, biological process: hydrogen peroxide catabolic process; response to oxidative stress. NCBI's taxonomy places the organism in Eukaryota, Viridiplantae, Streptophyta, Magnoliopsida, Poales, Poaceae. Gene Ontology annotation, molecular function: heme binding; peroxidase activity. The record is from RefSeq and is a predicted model, not a curated record.
GCAAGCAUUGUAGCGCGCGAUCUCUCUGGCGGGGGUUCCUGCCACCAUCACCACCACCAACACCACCGCUGCCGCGGUAGAGGUAGUGUUGUUUUUUUGCGUGGCGAUAAGCUCGUGUGUUUGCGUGCUCGUGAGCAAGUGCCGAGCUCACUACCGUACCUCAGGCUCACGGGCUUCUCUUGCUCGCUGCGUGAUUCUCCUCGCGCGGCGGUCUCUUUACUGAUGGAUCGGAGGCGGCAAUGGAGCGCCGUCUGCGCGGUGCUGCUCUUGUCGGCGCUCCUGGCGGUCGCCUCGUCCCAGUCACCGCCGAAAGCGCGGGCAGCAAAGCCGGCGGCGCCUCGUCCUCCCGCGCGGCCUGCUCGAAGGCCGUCUAUUAAACCGCCGGCGCCGAAGCCGCCGGUGCAUAAGCCGCCGUCUCCUGCGACAAGGCAGACACCUAGACCUUCGGCGCCGCCGGCCCCAAUGCCGCCAUCUCGACCCGCGGCCUCGCCGGCGUCAAAGCCGCCACCUGCAGCGCCAGCGCCGACUCAAAAGCCUUCUCCCGCACCCGCUCCGAAACCGUCUCCUCCUACUCCGUCUCCACCACCACCAGCACAAAAACCUGCUCCUCCGACCCCACCGCCGGCUUCGGCGCACAACUCUUCCCCGAAGUCGUCUUCGUUGGGCCUCUCGCCGAGCUUCUACGCGCUCUCCUGCCCGGGCGUGGAGCUGGCGGUGAGCAACGCUGUCAGGUCGGCAUCCACCUUGGACCCUACCAUCCCCGGCAAGCUCCUCAGGAUGGUCUUCCACGACUGCUUCGUAGAGGGAUGUGACGCAUCGGUGCUGAUACAAGGUGACGGCUCAGAGAUGACUGAUCCUGCGAACCUCUCGCUCGGCGGGUUCAAUGUGAUCGAUGAAGCCAAGAGGCUGCUCGAAGCCGUGUGCCCUGCAACCGUUUCUUGCAGUGACAUUAUAGUCCUUGCUGCAAGAGAUGCUGUCACAUUGACCGGAGGACCGUCGGUGCCCGUCUCCCUUGGGCGACGUGACAGCGUCGUCUCCCUGGCGUCCAACGUCAGAAGAGACAUCAUCGAUACGGGCUUCUCCGUCGACGCCAUGGCGGCCAGCUUCGCUUCCAAGGGGCUCAGCCUGGACGACCUUGUGACCCUAUCAGGUGGGCACACCAUCGGGUUGGCGCACUGCGGCACGUUCUGGGAGCGGUUCCACCCGGACGCGAACGGGAGCAUGGUGCCCGUGGACGGCACGAUGAACACCGACUACGCAACCACGCUGGCGCGGACGUGCGUGGCGUCGGGGAGCGCGACGGUGGACUGCGACGAGGGGUCGGCGGCGACGUUCGACAACCGGUACUUCAGCAACCUGCUAGACGGGCGGGGGCUGCUGCGCACGGACGCGUUGCUGGUGCAGAACCCCACAACGCGCGCGACGGUGGCGGCGUUCGCGCAGAGCCAGGAGAGCUUCUUUCGCAGCUGGGUUGGUUCGUUCGCCAGGCUCACCAGCCUUGGCGUCAAGACCGGCUCCGACGGCGAGAUCCGGCGGCUCUGCUCCAGCAUCAACGGCUGAUCGAUCGAUCGAUCGAGUAGUGCGUGGUCAGCCAUGGCCAACGCAUACAUAGAGGGAUCUCGGAUGUAUUAGCGAGCUGAUAAUGGGAUUUUUAUUCGUUUGUUCUUUGCUGUAGCUGAUGAUCAAGUGCUCUGCUGUUUAGGUUGCACAGCAUGCGUUUUAUCUGGAACUGAAAUACCAAAUCAAGCUCGCACAAUGAGAUGAUAAUACUGCG